AUGUCUGCGCGUCGGCCACCUCCCGCCUACGAAUCAUCCCCCGAUUCAAAUGUGCAUGCAACAUCAAAGUUGUACCGCUCAAUCUCCGAGGCCGCAUCCAUCCCAUAUGCCCGCGUCCAAACAGAGUCCUUCACCAUCAGACCAUGCUCUGCCCAGGCUUGGGUUGUGCCCGCCGGUCAAAUUUGCCGUCUGACCACACCUAAGGGGCCACAGGUGGGAGACCUGAACAUCUGGAACGCGAACAACCCCCGGGAACGGAUGUGGGCUGCGCGUACCCGACAGCUCCAUGCCUCCCAUGUCUCGGUAGGCGAUCGACUGUGGUCUAAUCUGCCGUACCUGCGGCCGCUUGUCACCAUCACUGGUGACUCGCUCGGCGGUGGACAGCUGCAUGACGUGCUUGGUCCGGAUGGUAAGCGAAACCCGGAGGUCGUAUUCGGGACUACGCAGUUUGGGGGGAGAGUGCAUGAUCUGAUGGGGACACGUUGCGAUCCUUAUGUGAAUUUGCUUAUGGGUGGUGAGACCUUCGACUUCCACUGCCAUUCUAAUCUGACACGUUCGGUUAUCCCGUACGGGUUGACGGAGCUGGAUGUUCAUGAUGUCUUGAAUGUGUUCCAGGUGACGGGCCUUGACGAGGAGGGAAGAUAUUUCAUGGAGGCCUCUCCUGCAAAGGCGGGCGAGUACUUUGAGUUCUUUGCAGAAGUGGAUGUACUCUGCGCGCUUUCUGCGUGCCCUGGCGGUGACCUUUCCAACUGGGGUUGGGAUGAUAAGGAAGGAGGUAUGGGAGCCACUUGUCGUCCGUUGGGCGUGGAGGUAUAUCGACUGAGAGAUGACAAGGUCCUGGAGGGGUGGAAGUCUCCGGAAAGUCCCAAGUACAAGGGAAUGCACGGGAUGAAGAUGCCUCCUCGUGAGGAGGAUGGUUACAUCGGAUUAUAG
Penicillium bovifimosum is the source of this 933-nucleotide messenger RNA. Its product is annotated as urea carboxylase-associated family protein. Lineage: Eukaryota; Fungi; Ascomycota; Eurotiomycetes; Eurotiales; Aspergillaceae. The record is from RefSeq and is a predicted model, not a curated record. The transcript has 2 exons. The coding region runs from base 1 to 933 and encodes 310 amino acids.